Molecule: messenger RNA, 2794 nt
Organism: Cercocebus atys (sooty mangabey)
Lineage: Eukaryota; Metazoa; Chordata; Mammalia; Primates; Cercopithecidae
Gene: POLG2
Product: polymerase (DNA directed), gamma 2, accessory subunit
Exons: 8
Coding region: 1299-2756 (485 amino acids)
Biological process (GO): mitochondrial DNA replication
Cellular component (GO): cytoplasm; mitochondrion
Source: RefSeq, a predicted model, not a curated record
AUUCUCUCUAUUUAUUUAUUUGCGUAUAGGCUUCUUACCUGGUGUGAAUUCCUGAAUGUGGAAAACACCUGGCAGUAGUAGUACCCAGCUUUGCAGUUAAUUACUAGAUUUGCUUUUCAGCAAUACUGUUGCACUUUCUAGCUGGCCUUUUUUUAAACACUUCUACACACUUGUAAAGAACUAUUUCCUGAACCUGGUACAGCACUUUUAUUAAUGAUAAAAGUUCUAAGUUACAUUAACUCAAUUGCUAAGCUGUUACCCACGCUUAAUCAGGUGGUAGUUUGGUAGUAUCACAGUGAAAUGCAGAUUGUUCAACUGAGUGAAGCUGGUGUAAGAAAUCAUGGACUUUGGAAUCAGACUUCCUCAGUCUGGGUAUACCACUUUUCCACUUUCUGGGAGGUUCUUAAGGUGUCGACCUAUUUAAAUAGAAAUUAUAAAAUCAGAAACCUGCGAUGUGAACAUGAGUCUCUUAAAACAGUCACAAGUCUCGUGUUGAUGAACCCAUAGAAGGGUCCCCUAGAAGAAAUAGCACAUACGUAGUUUUCUGUCUCACCAGGAGGGUUUAAGACGUGUCAGGGCCCCUUGGUUUAUUUCUAGUGCAUUCCCAGGUGAGGCAGAUGCUGCUGGCUGAGGACUGCCCUUUGGAAGCCACUGCAAUAUUUAAAUAGACUGUACCACUACUUGAGUCACAAAGUCCCAUCGCACCCCUGGGAGCUUAAGCGUCAAGACAACGGCUCUGGGGUUAGGCCUAGGCCACCUGGCGGCAGCAUUUGCCUACAGUUAAGGCCUGGGCUUAACUACCGUAAAGGACUAAAACUCUUUAAAUGGGAACCAAAUGACAAAUCUGGUGUUAUCCAAAUCACCAUCUACACCUCAGUCUAAAAGUGUUUGAGGUGUAUAUAGAAGGUGAUUUGGAUAAUACUUAAGUAUUUUAAUUUUCUGGGCUGCCAAACAGUGGCAGAAAGAAGUGACUCAAGUGGCUACAGCACGGUUAUAAAUAGGUGGGAAUAACCUUUAUAGGUGCUUACGAGGAAAGAAAAAGAUGGAUGUGAGGGGAGGGGCGCGAGACGAACGGCAAGCUAGUAAAGAACCAUCCUAGCCGGCGUCCGCCAUGGUGUGCGGGGGAAGGCAGUCACCGGAACGCAGAGAUGCGCUUCCGGGGUGGGGCCUGCCGCCCGAAAGCACGCUCACCUCCGUUGCGCCUGCGCCCUGGCCUGCCAGGAUUCUGUUAACGGUGGUGGCGGCUUGUUGGGAUACGCUGAGUGAUGGGAGAGCGUGCUCUUUAACUUCGGAGGGAGAUGCACUCUCGUGUUGCCGUCAGGGCCUGCCAUAAGGUCUGCAGGUGCCUGUUGUCUGGAUUUGGGGGUCGAGUAGAUGCGGGGCAGCCGGAGCUGUUGACGGAAAGGAGUAGCCCCCAAGGAGGACACCUGAGGUCGCACGCGGAGCUCGAGGGGAACCGCGAGCACCCAGAAGCCCCCGGGUCUGGAGAGGGAAGCGAGGAGCUGUUAGAGAUCUGUCAGAGAAGGCAUUUCCUAAGUGGAAGCAAGCAGCAGCUUAGCCGGGAUUCUCUUCUGAGUGGGUGCCACCCCGGCUUUGGACCCUUGGGCGUAGAGUUGCGGAAGAACCUCGCCGCAGAAUGGUGGACCUCGGUGGUGGUGUUCAGGGAGCAGGUAUUCCCGGUGGACGCUCUCCACCACGAACCAGGCCCUUUGCUACCCGGGGACAGUGCCUUCAGGUUCGUUUCUGCAGAAACUCUACGCGAAAUCUUGCAAGACAAAGAGCUGAGUAAGGAACAGCUAGUAGCAUUUCUUGAGAACGUAUUAAAAACUUCUGGGAAACUACGGGAGAACCUUCUUCACGGUGCCUUGGAACACUAUGUUAAUUGCCUGGAUCUGGUAAACAAGAGGCUACCUUAUGGCCUUGCUCAGAUUGGAGUGUGUUUUCAUCCUGUUUUUGACACUAAGCAGAUACCAAAUGGUGUUAAAAGAAUUGGUGAGAAGACUGAAGCUUCAUUAGUAUGGUUUAGUCCUGCGAGAACUUCAAACCAAUGGCUUGAUUUCUGGUUACGUCAUCGACUCCAGUGGUGGAGAAAGUUUGCCAUGAGUCCAUCUAACUUCAGCAGCAGUGACUGUCAGGAUGAAGAAGGCAGGAAAGGAAACAAACUUUACUACAGUUUUCCCUGGGGAAAGGAGCCGAUAGAAACCCUGUGGAACCUAGGAGAUCAAGAACUUUUACACAUGUAUCCUGGCAACGUAUCUAAAUUACAUGGCCGAGAUGGACGAAAAAAUGUGGUUCCUUGUGUGCUGUCUGUAAAUGGGGAUCUAGACCGAGGCAUGCUGGCCUACCUCUAUGAUGCUCUCCAGCUGACGGAGAACUCCUUUACAAGAAAGAAAAAUCUUCAUAGAAAGGUACUUAAACUUCACCCUUGUUUAGCCCCUAUUAAGGUUGCUUUGGAUGUAGGAAGAGGCCCCACAUUGGAACUAAGACAGGUUUGUCAAGGGCUGUUUAAUGAGUUACUAGAAAAUGGAAUUUCUGUGUGGCCUGGUUAUUUGGAAACUAUGCAGUCCUCAUUGGAACAACUUUAUUCAAAGUAUGAUGAAAUGAGUAUCCUCUUCACAGUUUUGAUCACUGAAACUACUUUGGAGAAUGGAUUAAUACAUCUGAGAAGCAGAGACACGACAAUGAAGGAAAUGAUGCAUAUAUCCAAAUUAAAAGACUUUUUGAUUAAGUAUAUAUCAUCUGCUAAGAAUGUAUAGAUUUUUAUAUUUGUAUAAUAAAUAUUCUUCUUUCCUAA